AUGUCGCACCAAGCGCACGACGACGCCAGCCUCGGCCGCCGGAAGAGAGUUUCCGGUUGGGCGAAGGCAAUCUUGGAGGAAUUCGUCUCCACCAAGAGCCUCCCAGGAGGACUGUAUCCUACCCCGCACGAGAAAGACGUCCUCGCCGUCUGGACGCGUCUCACCGUCUCGCAAGUGGACAACUGGUUCAAGACCAAGCGCCGCGAGAGGGCCCGCGUUUCCGAAAGCCACGCAGGCGUGGGCGCGUGCGAGCGCCGCCCGUACACGAGGACGGAACAAUGGCAAGAGGAGUGGCUCGAGAUCUGCUACUUCAUGGACCCGAGUCCCGAAGGGCCGGAGCGAGAGACGAUCGCGCGCGAGACGGCGACGACGGGGCCGUAUGUGAAGGCGUGGUUCGAGCGCCGAAGGGACAAGACUAACAAGGGCGAUGGGCGAUUGCUCAUUGGCAUCUGCCAAGACUGA
Messenger RNA from Epithele typhae, 462 nucleotides. RefSeq lists its product as uncharacterized. Gene Ontology annotation, molecular function: DNA binding. NCBI's taxonomy places the organism in Eukaryota, Fungi, Basidiomycota, Agaricomycetes, Polyporales, Epitheliaceae. The transcript is spliced from 3 exons. Gene Ontology annotation, biological process: regulation of DNA-templated transcription. The record is from RefSeq and is a predicted model, not a curated record. The coding region runs from base 1 to 462 and encodes 153 amino acids.